Molecule: messenger RNA, 255 nt
Organism: Strongylus vulgaris
Lineage: Eukaryota; Metazoa; Nematoda; Chromadorea; Rhabditida; Strongylidae
Source: the annotation of a GenBank genome assembly
AUGCAGAACGACGCUGGUGAGACUGUGGAACUAUACGUUCCCCGCAAAUGCUCUUCAUCUAACCGCCUGAUCGGGCCCAAGGAUCAUUCUUCAAUUCAACUCGACAUUGUUGAUGUGGAUCCAAUCACUGGACGCAUGAUCGCUGGCAAAUCUACUCGUUACGCCAUCUGCGGUGCUCUCCGUCGCCAAGGAGAAUCUGAUGAUGCGCUUUUGAGGCUGGCUCAGAGAGACGGGAUUAUCCCCAAAAAUCUUUGA